This is a messenger RNA of Micromonas commoda, 3735 nucleotides long. RefSeq lists its product with no specific name. The record is from RefSeq and is a predicted model, not a curated record. Bases 1 to 3735 code for a protein of 1244 amino acids. Gene Ontology annotation, cellular component: nucleus. NCBI's taxonomy places the organism in Eukaryota, Viridiplantae, Chlorophyta, Mamiellophyceae, Mamiellales, Mamiellaceae. Gene Ontology annotation, biological process: regulation of DNA-templated transcription. Gene Ontology annotation, molecular function: chromatin DNA binding; histone binding. The transcript is spliced from 5 exons.
AUGGAGGAGGAGGAAGAGGCGUCCGUCGCGGGGGGUAUCACGAACGGCGCCAUCGCGGACGCCGCCGUGGUGGAAACCGGGCAAACCGACGCCGCACAGCUGUACGAAAAUUACGUCCCUUCCAAGGUCACCCAGGGCGCCACGCACCCGGACCACGUCGUGGAGACGUCCACGCUGUCGCAGCUGACGCCGCCGGACGUCCCAAAAGGUUUCGACCACAGGCUGCACGACGCCGUGGAGGCUGAGACUCUCAGCUCAAUGCAGCUCGAAUCCGUCGUGUACGCGUCGAUGAAACACGAGCAACGGCUUAAAGGCGGGCGAAGGGCGGGGUUCUUCCUAGGGGACGGUCCGGGCGUGGGCAAGGGACGGCAGAUCGCGGGAUUGGUCUACUCGCACGCGCGGGGCGGCGGGUCGAGGGCGCUGUGGAUAUCCGUCAGCGGAGACCUCAAGUUUGACGCGGAGCGAGACCUGCGCGACCUCGGUCUGGCCACGCCGCGACUCGAGGUGUACCCAAAGGGCAACGGACCGAUGCCGAACGGUGACCUCAACGACAUGACGAAACGCGGGGUGGUGUUUUGCACGUACUCGUUGCUCAUACAGGGCAGCGGGAAGACGUUGCUCAUGAAAAAAGGGAGCAGGCUGGAGCAGCUGGUGCGUUGGCUGAGGCAGGACCCGCACGGCCCUCUGAUCGUCUUCGACGAGUGCCACAGGGCGAAGAACCUCGUGAACGAGAGCGGGAUGCCCACCAAGACGGCGCUCGCGGUGGUGGCGCUGCAACGCGCCAUCCCGGAUGCCAGAGUCGUGUAUUGCUCCGCCACCGGCGCUUCGGAGCCCAAGAACCUGGCGUACAUGACCCGCCUUCACGCGCACGGCUUUAGCAAUGUGGAAGGUAUGCUGAACACCCUGACGGAAUCCGGCAUGGGAGCGCUGGAGAUGUUCGCGUUGGGUCUGAAAGCCACGGGCUCGUACCUGUGCCGGUCGCUGUCCUACGCGGGUGCCGAGUUUGAGCUCCAGAACUGCGAGCUGACGGACGAGAUGGCGGCUAUGUACGACAGAUCGUGCGCCUUCUGGCAGAUGCUUCACAACGUCUUCAACACCGCGGCGACGGGCAGGAUCGCCGAGGGUCAGCGGAUGGAGAAGGCGAGCUCCGUCAAGUGGGCGCAGUUCUGGGCCGCGCAUCAGCGCUUCUUCCGACAGAUGCUCCUGAGCGCCAAGGUGCCCCACCUGGCGCGACUGGCGCUGGAGCACGUCCACGAGCGUAACAUGGCGGUGGUCAUCGGGCUGCAGAGUACGGGCGAGAGCAACGUCGGGCAGGCCAUGGCGGACGCGGCUACGCAAGGCGAGGAGGUGGACGAUUUCGUCUCCGCGCCAGCCGUGAUCUUACGCAACCUCAUCGCCAAACAGUUCCCCAUAACGUCGACCAAAUCGCAACUCGAGGCUGACGCCGAGCGCACGCGGGUCGAGGAGAUCGCCGCCGCCGCCGCCGCCGUUCCCGACGAGAAGCUCACGAGAAAUGACAAGAAGCGGGGAUGGAAGGAUGACGCGUCGCCCCCGCAAGGGGACGACAAGGAACCCAGCGAAGGCGACACCCCGACCAAAGACGAGAGCGACUCGUCCAACGACGGACCCGUGCAGUGCCAGGCGGAUCCAACCGCAAACUUACCCAUAUACGAGCGCCUGCCUCCGGCGCCCAGGAUCGGGCUAUCCGACGAGGACUCUCUUAUUUCCGAGGAGGACGAACGGAGCCGGAGCCCGUCGCCGACCCGGGGCGACGACGCGGAAAAGCAGCAGCAGGGAGUCGGCGACGCUGCUAACGAGAUUUUGGUGCGUAAUCCGUACCUGGUGCACAUACGCGACCUCCUUCUGGAGGCGACGGAGUCCCUCCAGCUGCCGCCCAACCCGCUGGAUCACCUGGUGGACCUGUGCGGCGGACCGUCAAAGGUGGCGGAGAUGACGGGCAGGGAGCGCAGGCUAGUGCGGUGCCUGGAGACGGGCAACGUCGAGGCGAAACUGAGGCGCAGUCAGCUAGACACCACGCAGAAGUUGCUGAACAUGGCGGAGAGGGAAUCUUUCCAGAGCGGCGAGAAACUCAUCGCGAUAAUCUCCGAGGCUGCGUCCACCGGCGUCUCGUUACAGGCGGAUAAGCGGGUAAAGAACCAGAGGAGGCGGUGUCACAUGACCUUAGAGCUUCCGUGGAGCGCCGACAAGGCUAUUCAGCAGUUUGGAAGGAGCCACCGCAGCAACCAGUCGUCGGCGCCGCUGUACCAGAUCCUGGUCACGCCGUGCGGCGGCGAGCGUCGGUUCGCCUCCGCCGCCGCGAAACGGCUCCAGUCCCUCGGGGCGUUACUCAAAGGCGACCGCAGAGCCCUUGGCGCGGGCGUGGACCUCCGCGCCUUCGACAUCGACACCAAGGAGGGAUCCGCCGCGUUGAACCGACUGUACGACGACGCUAGAGAGAAAAACUCGGGUCCCAUGCCCAACGUCAACGUGCCGGGGGGUGAUUUCAAGCGUUUCGCGCGAUUCGCUCGGCGCUGUUUGGUGUCCGUGGGGAUGGGUCACGCCAACAGGGCUAAAGGCAACGCGUGGGAGCUGCCCAAAAAGUUCGAGGGCAAGGUUCCGCUCUUCCUGAACCGGCUGAUGGGCCUCUCCGUGGACCAGCAGAAGCUCCUCUUCGCGUACUUCACGGAGACGCACGAGGCGGAGGUGGCGGAGGCCAAGGCCCGUGGCACCUUCGACGAGGGCGUGGUGUCGCUCUCCGCCGAGAGCGUCGCGAUGAGCGAUGGGUACCCGCGCGUGGUGCACACCGACGUCGCCAGCGGCGCCACCACCGAGCUGUGCCGGAUCACCAUAGACCGCGGGGUGACGUUCGCGCGGGUGCUGGAAAAGUUGGCGCAGUUUAAACGGACGUGCGUUGACACCGGGCACGACUUCGCGUACGAGAACGGCAUAUGGACGUCCCGGCCGUGGAUCCUUUGCGCCACGGAAAUUUGGAGGACACACGCGCUCGGUCGCCGCAUGUUCCGAAUCAGACGACCGUACAACAGCGACUCGCCGUCGCUCGCGCGCGAGCACCUAGUGAAGAACUACCGAAAGUUAACGCCGGAGGAGCUGCAGGCUGGCGGGUUGGGGGAGCUCACGUGGAGGUUCUGGUACAAUCGCGGGAUGGAGCCGUGCAUACACGGCGAGCGGUGCCGGCGGCGGGCGCACGGCGGGGUGUGCAAGGUUGGGCGGCGGGUCAGCGCGGAGUACCUGCUGACCGGCGCGGUGUUACCCCUGUGGCAGACGGUGGCGGCGAUCACGUCGGCGCGGAGGGACGCGGGCAGGAAUUUGCGGAGCGUCAACGCGAACGGCGCGAUGGCCUCCCCGACCUCGCCGCCGAUGACCGCGGCGGCGGCGCAACAUCUUCACAACGACCGAGACAAACCCAAGGGCGUGCUUCGCGUGGUGAGGACCGAGCUGGACGACGGGAGACUGGUGUUGGGACUCCACCUCGGCAAAGAGGACGUCGAGGCGUUGGAACAGAGGCUCAAAGACGCGGUGGAAACAGUGCGGGAGAGGCGCGCGUCGCAGAUGGAGGAGGACGAGCGCCUCAACUUGCCGAUGCGACGCGAGAGCGGCGGCGAGGACGACGGCUCGGACGGGGACGGGGUCAGCGAGGUGGAAAUCGAGCUGAGGGAGCCGGAAUCGUCGGUGUGCGAGAACAGGGAUCCCGUCACCGGAUGUGACCGGGUGUGA